Molecule: messenger RNA, 416 nt
Organism: Cylicostephanus goldi
Lineage: Eukaryota; Metazoa; Nematoda; Chromadorea; Rhabditida; Strongylidae
Source: the annotation of a GenBank genome assembly
AUGAUGGUGAAUUCGGGUGGUGUGCUAGCUGUACUCGUAGCAACACCUGCUUGCAUGCCGAAUUUGCUUGGUUCAGACAGUUGUCCAGCCUCGAUGAUGGUAAAUUCGGGGGGAGUGCUAGCGGUGCUCGUAGCGACACCUGCCUGCAUGCCGAACUUGCUGGGUUCUGACAAUUGCUGGUUCAUUCUGCCCAUGAUUUGUGCAGUAAUGGCUGCUGCGCAUUUGCUCAUCGCUGGACGAUUUCCGAAAAGUCCCAAGGACUUGUACAUCAAGGAACGCAAUGAAAAAGAAGCGAGAGCUGCGCUGGACUUCUUCUAUGAGGAUCAUCAUGACAUCGGUGAGUCAAAAGUCAAUUCGCAUGCGGUGAAAAUCAUGCAUAUCUGGACUUUUCUUACUUUUUCGCAAAUUUUUUGAUA